Messenger RNA from Paramecium primaurelia, 838 nucleotides. NCBI's taxonomy places the organism in Eukaryota, Ciliophora, Oligohymenophorea, Peniculida, Parameciidae. The record is from the annotation of a GenBank genome assembly.
AUGUCAGACAAACCAAAUAUCCCUGCACCUAAUUCAUUGGUCAAAUAUGCAAGUGCCACUUUGGUUUCUACGUCUGGAAAGCCUAUUAAAGAUAAAAAGAAAGGAAGAGAUGCUGCUCCAUAGUCAAUUACUAAUGCAUAAACAGAGGAUAUAUUGAAUUCAAUUCUUCCUCCAAGAGUAUUUAUUUUAUGAACUAAAUUAGGAAUACACAAUGGAAAAAUAAUAAUUAUGGAUUCAAUGUGUUUCAUCUACUCCAGCCAAAAGAGUAAAUCGAAUUUAUAUUCAAAAUAGGAAGAUGUUAUUCUUCUUUAAGAAAAUUUAGAUAAAAAAUUAUAAUAGAGAUAAGCUAGAGAGACUGGUAUAUGUCCUAUUCGAGAGGAAUUAUAUGCAUAAUGUUUUGAUGAACUUAUAAGACAAGUAUUAUAUGUAAGUUACAAUUAGAUUACAAUUAAUUGUGCUGAAAGAGGUUUAUUAUUAGUUCGAGUCAGAGAUGAAAUUAGACAAACAAUAUAAGCUUAUUAAACUUUGUAUGAAAGUUCUAUUGCUUUUGGAAUGAGGAAAGCUUUAUAAGCAGAACAAAGAAAAGUAAAAAUAUUAAUAAAAUGAUUAGACUGAUUAUAAUAAUAAAAUAAAGUAAUUAGAAACUGAAUGUCAAGAUUUAUCAAAAUAGGUUGAAAAAAUAGAGAGUACAAUUGAAGAUAUGCAAAGAUAAGAUUAAGAAUAAUAAGAACAUGAAGAAGCUAAACAUAGAGAUUAAGUCAAUUUCUUAAAAAAUGCAAAUAAAGUAUACAAAGAAGAAUUAGAGAAAUUCCUUACAGGAGCUAAUGUUAAAAAAUGA